AUGAAUUCACUGCUCUGCUUUCUGUGUAGAUACAACGGCAUCAUCACCAUCAUCAUCAUCAUCAGCUGCUCUGUCCAAGGCCAGCACCAACUUCUCUCUGGAUCUUGUUUGAAAACCCAGGACUGUCAGGACGAUGUCCACACUGGCUUUACCCACCUGCUGAGUGAGCUCAACAAGGCUGAUGCUCCGAACGCCCUCAGUGUGGCCAGCAGACUGUGCGGGGAGAAGUCCUACCACUUUGUUCUGGAUUUCUUAACACAAACCAGGACGCACUACGACACAGAGCUGGAGUCGGUGGACUUCAGAACCGGCUUUGAGGCGACCAGAGUCAGGAUCAACAGCUGGGUGGAGAAGCAGACACAAGAUGAAGCUCUCGUGUUCACCUGUGUGGUGAAUAGAAGUGAUGAGGUAAAAAAGCAGCUGACCUAUGAGAACUUUGUGGCGUCGACUCGUCCCUGCCUCGGUUCACGAUGGAGGAGACGUACGACCUGAACCAUGUCCUGAAGAACAUGGGCAUCGUGGACACCAACCAGCUCCUCUGGCAUGUCUGACACCAAAGACCUGGUGCUGUCAAAAGUCACCCACAAGGCUUAUGUGGAGGUGAACGGGGAGGGAACCGAGGCUGCCGCCGCCACUUCUGUCCAUCUCAAGAUGUCAUGUCUCAGUUUUGUUUUAGCCUUCUUCAUCGCAGACCUCCUCUUCUUCAUCCGCAGCACCAUGAGUGUUCUCUCUGCUGGACGACUCUGCUCGCCCUGAGUGAGCGCGGUGUCUCCUCUGCAUGGCUCCAGCUAUAAAUCACAGUUACAUUUCAAGAGAUUUGAAAAAGUCUUUGCUGGUAGGUGAGCAGGACAAGCUGCUGAGCUGCUGCACCUACACACCAGAAAAUAAAAGGCUAUGGCUACUCAGACUGGAACCAGUAAGAGUAGGAGGCCAGUAGAGGGAGCUGCUGACUCUGUGUGUGUGUGUCUGUACCCUGACAUCUGUGUGGCUCUGCUGCCUCUGGCCUCCAGCAUCACCAUAGCCAGGUCUGAGGAGAUGCUUUGAAUGAGCAGAGUGAUAUCAGAUGCAGCUUGUCACAUGUUUCAGGUGUCACGGUUCCGUGGCCUGACGGCCUGGUCAGAGAAACUGCCCCUGAAUGUGGACAUGCGUACUCGCCUGCUCCUGCUCACGGCGAGCAGUUCGUGUGCUGGGUGGCAACAGAUGGUAAAUGUCGUGCCCAGCAGGGAGUUCACUGCCGGUAAUGACCUCAGUCUCUUUUAUGAAACCGUCACAAAUGCAGGUGAGAGUAUAAACAUGAGAAUGUGUCCUCUUGUGUGUUCUCUCCCGUUUUAUGAGGAUGCUCUAGCACCACGAGUGUUUCAGAGAAGCUACUAAAUUC
Molecule: messenger RNA, 1378 nt
Organism: Toxotes jaculatrix (banded archerfish)
Lineage: Eukaryota; Metazoa; Chordata; Actinopteri; Toxotidae
Product: leukocyte elastase inhibitor-like
Exons: 5
Coding region: 1-492 (163 amino acids)
Biological process (GO): negative regulation of endopeptidase activity
Molecular function (GO): serine-type endopeptidase inhibitor activity
Source: RefSeq, a predicted model, not a curated record